Molecule: messenger RNA, 255 nt
Organism: Cercopithifilaria johnstoni
Lineage: Eukaryota; Metazoa; Nematoda; Chromadorea; Rhabditida; Onchocercidae
Source: the annotation of a GenBank genome assembly
AUGUUACCUCAUCCUAAUCGACCACGUGAUUUACGAAUUACGCCAGCAUCAUCAUCAUCAGUAAUGCGUACAACGGAUAAUACUGGUAAUAAUAUAACAUCAAAACAUACUACCGGCAUGUUUUCUACUUCGUUUCGUGUGCAUGGUACAUCGGGAAAUACAACACCUGCUAACGGUGGUGGUCCGAGUACGUCAGUAGUAGUCGAUGAAAUGGUACCAAUUAAUUCGGCAAAAAAUUCCCGAAAGGUAAAAUAA